AUGCCUAACAACUUGACUCUUGCGCAUGCGCGACUCGAAAAUUUGAAGAGGAAGUUAGCACGAGAUCAGUGGAGACACGUAGAUACGGCUUCCAAUCCAGCAGACGUCGCUUCUAGAGGAAUGCAUGCCAGUGAUUUUAAGACAAUGAAAUUUUGGAUGCAUGGACCUGAAUUCCUUCAAAAAGAUGAAAGCCAUUGGCCAAGCCACCUAACUAAACCUGAAUUAGACGACGACGACACUGAGCUGAAAAAAGAGGUUGUCGUCAACACAACUAGUGCAGUUGAAUCCAUUCAAAGUAUUGUAGAUAGAUUCUCCAGUUGGACGAAGCUGAGAAGGGCCGUUGCUUGGUUACUAAGAUAUAAGGCAUACUGCAGACGUAAACACUUAAACCACACCUUGGGGCUGAGUGAAGGUGAUUUAAGCACUAAUGAACUCAACAUGGCGGAACAUACCAUAUUAGCGUUGGUUCAACGUACGUCGUUUACCGAUGAGAGAAUAUGUCUACAAAAUGGGAAUUCUGUAAGAAAAGACAGUUGUUUAGCAUCUUUGAACCCGAUUAUACACAAUGACCUGAUCAGAGUACAAGGACGCUUACAAUGCGAAUAUCCAAGCAAAUAUCCAGUCGUACUACCUAGCAAACACCAUGUAACAAAACUAAUAAUAAAACAUAUCCACGAACAUAAUGGUCAUGUUGGAAAAGAGCAUGUACUUUCUAUGUCACGUGAGAAAUAUUGGAUUCUACACGGACCUAACGCAGUGAAGAGUAUUUUGAGAUGUUGCAUCCCAUGCAGACGACAAAAUGCACAGUUAAUGACCCAACAGAUUGCGCCCUUGCUUGACGAGCAGACGACACCGGAUAUGCCACCAUUUUCCCAUAUUGGAAUCGAUUAUUUCGGACCAAUUAUUGUGAAGACAGCUCGUGCACGAGAAAAGCGUUAUGGUUGUAUUUUCACGUGCCUAACAUCGCGUGCGGUACAUUUUGAAAUUGCUCACAGUCUAUCUGCUGAUUCCUUCAUAUCUGCCUUUCAACGCUUUCAAAGUCGACGUGGACGCCCACGGAAAGUCUUCAGUGAUAAUGGAACCAAUCUUGUUGGAGGUGAAACUGAACUACGAAAAUCAUUGCAACUAUGGAACCAGUCAAAACUCAGUGGAUUUUUUGCUCAGAACGACAUUGAAUGGCAUUUCAACCCUCCGAACGCAAGCCAUAUGGGAGGAGCAUGGAAACGUUUAAUUCGUUCUGCUAGAGUUAUAUUGAAAUCUCUCGUCCGAGAACAACUACUUAACGACGAGCAGCUGCUUACAUUAAUGGCUGAAACAGAGAAAAUACUAAAUGACAGACCUUUGACACCCGUUAGCAGUGAUCCCAGAGACCCACCAGCAUUAACGCCGAGUAUGCUACUGCUAAUGAAAUCAAACCAGUGCUUACCUGUUGGUAUAUUUAAGAAGCAAGAUAUAUACGCAAAACGGUGGUGGAGACAAGUGCAGUAUCUCGCAGAUGUCUUUUGGAAACGAUGGUUGAGAGAAUACUUACCACUACUUCAGAAACGUCAGAAAUGGCAACGUAAAACUGUAAACCUGAAGAAAGAUGAUGUAGUUCUUGUUGCCGUUGACAACGUUCCCAGAGGACAGUGGCCACUAGCCCGAGUGGUUGACGUGAAUCUUGGUAGAGAUGGCCUAGUUAGAAGCUGUGUGAUCAGAACUAAAUCAGGUCAAUUAAUUAGGCCAGUUACUAAACUGUGUCUUCUUGAGGCUUCAAUGUAA
This is a messenger RNA of Mercenaria mercenaria, 1761 nucleotides long. RefSeq lists its product as uncharacterized. NCBI's taxonomy places the organism in Eukaryota, Metazoa, Mollusca, Bivalvia, Venerida, Veneridae. Bases 1 to 1761 code for a protein of 586 amino acids. The record is from RefSeq and is a predicted model, not a curated record. Gene Ontology annotation, biological process: DNA integration. The transcript has a single exon. Gene Ontology annotation, molecular function: nucleic acid binding.